GUGAAGGUGUGUCUCCGAUGGAUCUUAUGGGACUCGGUCGGUUUUUGUCUUCGGUGGAUCUGCUUGGACCUAGUCUUCGUUCGCCUGUGUUCGUGUAUCUACAGAUUGGAUCCUUCUUAUCGACGCUUCGAUUUAUCGGCAACGAUUGCUUUUCUGGUGUGUUGGUCCUUUAGGUCCUAAGCAUAACAACUUCCAGACUAUCAAUUACAACAAAUUUUGUCCGGCUCCAGUGAGGAAGGGGCGAUGAUGGCAGCGCGUUUUUGGCUCGCUCCAGUGGUUGUAGUCAUCAUUAGAUGGUUUGCAGAUAUGAAUGUAAUUUUCAUUGCUUCUUAUGUUCUUUCAACUAUGAUUUUUGAUGAACAGACCGAAAGUAAAAAAAAAACAGAGGAGUGUCUUCACCGAAAAAAAAGACAAGUGUGACAAAAAAAAAAUAAGAAGAGAAAAACGUGGUCUUGUAUUUGCAAUUUUCACGGUCCUGCCCGCCUCCGCCUCACCAGAGCGGGGGUCUCGCGCGCGGCCGUGGCCUCCUCGCCGCUCGGUGCUCGUCGCUCAUCUACGGCCUAGCUGUAUUCCAUUGGGAGAAGCAAUGUCUGGAGUAAUAACUAAGUUCGUUGUUACAUCGAUGUUCAUGUGGAUGCCCCCGGUUGCAAUUAUGUAUGGGUUCUACCACCAGAAUUUUCCAGGUAUUAGUCACCUUUCAUCCUCAGCUCAAACUCUGGCCGGUGGGUUCCUUGCUGUCAUAUCGGUUAAUAUUGUGAUUGGCUUCUACAUAUACUACGCGAUGAAGGAGGCUCCCCGCCAAGAGCGAAAACCUGAUGCUGUGCGAGAGCGGAAACGUCUUACCCUAUCGUGGGCGACGUGUUGCAUGUUAUAUAGGAGGCGUGUGAGACCUGAUACGCAUACAAUGUCGUUGGAGAUUACAAUCUUGGAGGAGAAGAAAUACAGGAGAUACGGAGCUGGUUACAACCGAAUAUGAGAUAAAUACAUGCGCCUAUCUAUCUCUAUCUAUCUCCUAACAACAAGAGAAUAUCUCCUAUAUGACCGGAUACAUUGUAUGUUUAACACCCUCCCUUAAUCACAACUUGGUCAAGUUGAGAUUAUGCUUGAAAUCUUCGAAGCUUCUUAUAGGUAAGGCCUUUGUGAAUCCAUCUGCAACUUGAUCUCUGGAAUGCACAAACCAAAUGUCAAGUUUCUUCUGAGCAACUCUCUCUCUGACAAAAUGGAAAUCAAUCUCUAUAUGCUUUGUUCUGGCAUGAAAGACUGGAUUUGCAGAAAGAUA
This is a messenger RNA of Aegilops tauschii subsp. strangulata, 1279 nucleotides long. RefSeq lists its product as uncharacterized. The record is from RefSeq and is a predicted model, not a curated record. NCBI's taxonomy places the organism in Eukaryota, Viridiplantae, Streptophyta, Magnoliopsida, Poales, Poaceae. Gene Ontology annotation, cellular component: endoplasmic reticulum membrane. Gene Ontology annotation, biological process: vacuolar proton-transporting V-type ATPase complex assembly.